AUGAGCUUGAAAGUCACCCGCGCCUGCGAUCCCUGCCGGAUCCGCAAAGUGCGCUGCACAAACACACAGCCAUGCGCCCAAUGCGCCCACCUCAACCUCGCCUGCACCUUUGCACCGGCUCCCGCGAAGCGGAAGCCCGGUGAAAGGGGACGGCUCGUCGCGCAGCUGCGCAAGCGAGGCGUCUCUGGAGCCGGCAGCGGAAACGCCAACUUGGCACCAAACACACGCUCAAGCCCCGGCUGUGCGAGCCCUCCGGGGCAGUCUCCAACAUCAUCAACAUCGGGGUCUGAAAGACAUGAUUCAGAUAACGCCUCCGUUUCAACAGCCCUGACCUACCACUCCGGACACGUCGAUCUCCAAUGUGUCCCGGCCCUUCCCGUGCCAACAGCGGGCAUUGGCGGCCAUGGCUACACGCAGGAUUUCUUCAUGCUCUUGAUGCCCGACUUCGAGCGGCACGUCUACCCCGUCAACCCAGUGCUGACGCCGGACGAGAUGCGUGCCGCCAUCGCCAACAUGCACAACGACUACGAAGAUGCCGCGCUGGUCCACGCCUUCGGAGCCGUCACCAUCAACCUGACAAACACCUCGUGGGACAUCCACGGCCGACACGGCGACGUCGCCUCGCAAAUGAGCUCCCUCCUCCAGCUCAGCAUGAUCGCCCGCAGCACGGCCGACAUAUCCGGGCACACAAACGGCUCCUACCUUCAACACGAGAUGCCCUUGACCGUCAAGCGCGUGAUGGCCGGCAUCUGGAACGAGUGCUCGCUCAUGGCCUUCAAGCGCUUCGACCGCAGCUUCGCCAGCCUCCGCGAAUCCAUCUGCAUGCUCCAAAUGCUCAACAUCCACCAGUACUCCGAAGAAACCCCACACGGCCUAACCAUCACCGAAAUCUCCCGCCUGCAGCGCCUGUACUGGGAAGCCUACAUCCACGAACGCUUCGUGUGCAUCAUGUCCGGCCUCCCAACCGCCCUAGCCCCACUACCAUCCCCCCUCCCACUCACCGACCCAACCGUGCCCCCCUACGUAACCGUCGGUUUCAACCGCCUCAUCCGCCUCUUCCAACUCAUGGACACCACCCUCCUAGCCCACUGGACCACCCAAUCCCUCCCCUCGGCACCCACCAUAACCGCCGAAUGGAUCGAAACAAAACAAGCCCAACUCGACGCCGACGAAGCCGAAACCGCCGAAGCCACUCAGGACCUCCUCGCCCGCAGCGUCAACGAACCAGACAUCACCCCCCUCACAGAAGAACAACACGCCGACCUCUUCGUCACCCGCCUCUGGCUGCGCACCUUAGUCUGGCAACUGGCCCUCUCCCACGGCCUCCUCCGUUCCGCCCCACCGCGUGACGCCCACGAGGGGUUUUCUCUCCACUUCCCCGCAGCCCGUCUCUCUUCCCAACUACGACAGCUCGUUAGCCGGUUACGCGACACGGCGAGUAUCAUCACCCACGGCAGCGGGAUUCUGCAGAAGUUGUUUGAGAUUACGAGUACGGUGGCCGAUGUGCUGGCGCUGCCGUUGGGGCCAGGGCAGACGAGGGAAGAGGAAGGGAGGGCGAGGGUGGAGGAUUUUUUGUUUGUGGUGAGGUUUUUGUUUGGGUUUGAGAGGGCGCAGAAACAUCAUCGGGAGUAUUUGUUGGAGAAAUUGCAGGUGUUACGGGGGAUGUAUACGGUUGUGGAUUUUGAGGGGGUCGCAGGGAGUCCGGGGAGGUGA
Molecule: messenger RNA, 1713 nt
Organism: Dichotomopilus funicola
Lineage: Eukaryota; Fungi; Ascomycota; Sordariomycetes; Sordariales; Chaetomiaceae
Product: C6 transcription factor
Exons: 1
Coding region: 1-1713 (570 amino acids)
Biological process (GO): regulation of DNA-templated transcription
Molecular function (GO): zinc ion binding; DNA-binding transcription factor activity, RNA polymerase II-specific
Source: RefSeq, a predicted model, not a curated record